Cygnus atratus (black swan) is the source of this 4269-nucleotide messenger RNA. RefSeq names its product cut like homeobox 2 (gene CUX2). Lineage: Eukaryota; Metazoa; Chordata; Aves; Anseriformes; Anatidae. The record is from RefSeq and is a predicted model, not a curated record. The coding region runs from base 1 to 4269 and encodes 1422 amino acids. The transcript has 21 exons. Gene Ontology annotation, biological process: regulation of DNA-templated transcription. Gene Ontology annotation, molecular function: DNA binding; DNA-binding transcription factor activity, RNA polymerase II-specific.
AUGCCUCGGCUGCACGGCAGAGAGCGAGAUCAUUCCGGGGGAAUUACGAAGGAGCUUAAUUCUGUUGCUUCCGAGCUGGCAGCGCAGCGGGAGGAAAGUGAACAGUCUCAUAAACAUUUAAUUGAACUCAGCCGGGAAUUUAAGAAAAAUGUACCUGAGGUGAUUGCACUUAGUAAGAGGAGCAAGGAGGCUGAGACGGCUUUCCUGAGUGUUUACAAGCAAUUAAUCGAAGCUCCAGACCCUGCUCCUGUGCUGGAGGCUGCACGGAGCCUGGAGGACCGCCUGCAGCAGCUCCAGCGCCUCGAGCCCGAAAAUCCGCCCCUGAAGGAGCUCGGCCGCCCCUGGAAGAAGCACCCGGCGCUCCUCGGCACCAAAGAGCAGAGAGAAGGGACAUCGCCAGUGGCCGGGCUCGCGGCGGCCGAGACCACGCUCCCUGGUGUCGACAGCAAAGCCCUUUUGGCAGAAGCCUGGCUGCAGAGAAAUGAGGCAGAAAAACAAAAGGGGCUGCAGGAAGCCCAGCUCACCCUGGCUGCACGCCUGGGGGAAGCAGAGGAGAAGAUCAAGGUGCUCCACUCAGCGCUGAAGGCGACGCAGACGGAGCUGCUGGAGCUGCGGUGUAAAUACGACGAGGAGGCUGCCUCCAAGGCAGACGAAGUAGCCAUGAUCAUGACGAACCUUGAAAAAGCCAACCAGCGUGCGGAGGCUGCGCAGCGGGAGGUGGAGAGCCUGAGGGAGCAGCUGGCAGCCGUCAACAGCUCCCUGCGCCUGGCCUGCUGCUCCCCACAGGGCGCUGCCGGGGACAAAGUGAACUAUUCCAUGUGCUCAGGGUCGAGGCUGGAGGCAGCUCUGGCCGCCAAGGACCGGGAGAUCCUGCGGCUCCUGAAGGACGUCCAGCACCUCCAGAGCUCGCUGCAGGAGCUGGAGGAGUCCUCCGCUAACCAGAUCGCCGAGCUGGAGGGGCAGCUGGCCGCCAAGAACGAAGCCAUCGAGAAGCUGGAGGAGAAGCUGCAGGCGCAGGCGGACUACGAGGAGAUCAAGACGGAGCUGAGCAUCCUGAAGGCCAUGAAGGUGGCAUCCGCCAGCUGCAGCCUUCCCCAGAGCAUAUCGAAGCCGGAGGAGGCCCUGCUGCUGGGGAAGGAGGCUUUCUAUCCGCCGCAGAAGUACCUGCUGGAGAAGCCCGGCCUGAUGGCCAGCGCUGAGGAGGAUCCCUCUGAAGACGAGUCGGGGAAGGACCCGCUGGGCAUGGAGCAGCCGUUUCCAUCCCCCCAGCAGCUCCCACAGGCCCCAGCGGACGAGCCGGCCUCCCCUGCUCCCCUCCCAUCCCUGGCUGGCCCUGGCCUGGCCCCUGAGGGCCCCCGGACGUUCCCGCUGUCCCCCUUCCCGGGGGGCGAGCGGCUCCCGGGGGACACGCUGCUCCCCAAGGCCCCCCCGCUGCAGCCACCCCCUUACAAGAGCGAGGGUGCUGGAGGGGGGCUGCCCUUUCCCACCACUUUCUUUGGGGCCAAAAGCAGCGCCGUGCCCCCCGUCCCUGUGCCACCCGCCGCCAGCCCCCCCGUUGAGCCCUCUGAGGGCGGCGGGGGCAGCUCGGCCGACGAGGAGCAGCUGGAUACGGCCGACAUCGCCUUCCAGGUGAAGGAGCAGCUGCUGAAGCACAACAUCGGGCAGCGGGUCUUCGGGCACUACGUGCUGGGGCUGUCGCAGGGCUCCGUCAGCGAGAUCCUGGCCCGGCCCAAGCCCUGGCGCAAGCUGACGGUGAAGGGCAAGGAGCCGUUCAUCAAGAUGAAGCAGUUCCUCUCCGACGAGCAGAACGUGCUGGCCCUGAGGACUAUCCAGGUGCGCCAGAGAGGUAGCAUCACGCCGCGGAUCAGAACACCAGAAACCGGCUCUGACGACGCCAUCAAAAACAUCCUGGAGCAGGCGAAGAAGGAGAUCGAGUCGCAGAAGGGAGGUGAGCCCAAAAACCCAUCGGCAUCUCAAGCAGUGGCCAACGGGGCGGGCGGCAGCAGCUCGGAGGAUGCCAUCAAGAGCAUCCUGGAGCAGGCGCGGCGGGAGAUGCAGGCGCAGCAGCAGGCACUGCUGGAGAUGGAGGCGGGGGGCAGCGGGCGCCCCGGGGGCACGCCGCCCGCCGAGCGCUCCACGCUGGCCGCCGUCAGCCAGAACAUCGUCCCGGCAUACGUCAAGCAGGAGGAGGGGAGCGGGGCCAGCCCCGGCCCUCCGCAGACGCCCCUCGCCGUCCUCUCGCCCGCCGCCUUUGUGCAGAGCAUCAUCCGCAAGGUGAAGUCGGAGAUCGGCGACGCCGGCUCCUAUUUCGACCAGCACUGGGCAUCGGAGCGCAGCCUGCUCAGCCGGCCCUACACCUCCGUCUCGCCUUCGCUCUCCUCCUCCUCCUCGAGCUACUCCGGCAUGGCCAACGGCCGGGUCUGGCCGCGGGGAGAGCCCGGUGAGAGUGGAACCAAUGAGGACGAGCUGCCACCGGCUGAGGAUGAGCCCCACCGGCUGACGGAGAUGAAGGCGGAGGGCGCAGGCACGGAGCCAGCAGCUGGUGGAAGGCUGUCCUACUACCCUGCCUACGUGCCACGCACCCUGAAGCCCACCGUGCCGCCGCUGACGCCGGAGCAGUACGAGAUGUACAUGUACAGGGAGGUGGACACGCUGGAGCUGACCCGGCAGGUCAAGGAGAAGUUGGCCAAGAAUGGCAUCUGCCAGAGGAUCUUCGGAGAGAAGGUGCUGGGCCUGUCCCAGGGCAGCGUGAGCGACAUGCUGUCGCGGCCCAAGCCUUGGAGCAAGCUGACGCAGAAGGGCCGGGAGCCCUUCAUCCGCAUGCAGCUCUGGCUGACGGACCAGCUGGGACAAGGCAUCAGCCAGCAGCCGACCCCCUCCCAGGCCAGCCCCGCCGAGCCCCAGCCAUCCCCCUCGCCGCCCCCCAGCCCCACCGAGCACGAGAAGGGCUCGCAGGAGCCCCUCACCCUCGCCCUGGAGAGCAGCAAGGAGAACCAGCAGCCCGAAAGCAGGGCGGCACCAGGCAAGGCGCACCCCAACAGCCAGGGCCCCGUGGGCAUCCAGGAGAUCGUCGCCAUGUCCCCCGAGCUGGACACCUACUCCAUCACCAAGAAGGUCAAGGAGGUGCUGACAGACAACAAUUUAGGCCAGCGGCUGUUUGGGGAGAGCAUCCUGGGCCUGACGCAGGGCUCGGUGUCCGAUCUCCUCUCCAGGCCCAAGCCGUGGCACAAGCUGAGCCUGAAGGGGCGGGAGCCCUUCGUCCGCAUGCAGCUCUGGCUCAACGACCCCCACAACGUCGAAAAGCUGCGCGACAUGAAGAAGCUGGAGAAGAAAGCCUACCUGAAGCGUCGCUACGGGCUGAUGAGCGCCGGCUCGGACAGCGAGUCCCCCAGCGCCCGCUCCGAGUGCGCCAGCCCCGGCCUGCAGCCCCAGGACCUCAGCCUCCUGCAGAUCAAGAAGCCGCGGGUGGUGCUGGCCCCCGAGGAGAAGGAAGCCUUGAAAAAAGCCUACCAGCUGGAGCCCUACCCGUCCCAGCAGACCAUCGAGCUGCUCUCCUUCCAGCUCAACCUCAAGACCAACACCGUCAUCAACUGGUUCCACAACUACAGGUCGCGGAUGCGCCGGGAGAUGCUGGUGGAGGGUGCACAGGACAACGACACGGACCCAGAGCAGAGCAGCGGGGUGGCCGGCCUGGGGCGCAGGGCCCCGCACAGCCCCGACUCGGACACCGAGGACCGAAAGCCCCUUUUCGAGGGGAGCGAGCACCCCUGUGCCGGCGAGGUGAAGGUGAAGGAGGAGCAGGGGGAGGCAGGCGGCUGGGGCCACCGACGGGACUCGCGCAGCCCGGCCAGGGCAGCAGAAGGGACUGGGCCCCCGCAGGAGGAGCGAGGAGGAGCCCCCCGCGCCGCCGCCCCCAGCGCCGGCAGCCUCCCGCGGCGGGGAGGCCGUGCUGGGGCCUCCGGGGGUCCCCCGCCGCCGCCGCCGCACCCCGACCCCGGUGGCUCCCAGUCGUCGGCCAGUUCAUCCCGCUGCAGCCUGGAGGUGUCCCCCAGCUCACCUUCGGCAGCCUCCUCGCCCGGCCUCGCUGGCUCGGCCUCACCGGGGCCGUCCUCUGCCGGGCCGGUCUCACCGGCGUUGCCUCCGGCCCCCGGCCCCCGGCUCAGCACCAGCGUCCAGCGGCGCCACGAGAAGAUGGCCAACCUCAACAACAUCAUCCACCGCCUGGAGCGGGCCGCCAACCGCGAGGAGGCCCUUGAGUGGGAGUUCUGA